Sycon ciliatum is the source of this 4757-nucleotide messenger RNA. Its product is annotated as nuclear pore complex protein Nup155-like. The transcript has 33 exons. Lineage: Eukaryota; Metazoa; Porifera; Calcarea; Leucosolenida; Sycettidae. Gene Ontology annotation, cellular component: nuclear pore; nuclear pore inner ring. The record is from RefSeq and is a predicted model, not a curated record. Gene Ontology annotation, biological process: protein localization to nuclear inner membrane; protein import into nucleus; transcription-dependent tethering of RNA polymerase II gene DNA at nuclear periphery. Bases 163 to 4344 code for a protein of 1393 amino acids. Gene Ontology annotation, molecular function: protein binding; structural constituent of nuclear pore.
CACAUUGUUGUUUUGUUUGAGUUCUGUGCUAAACUGUAGUGACAAAAGUUCAUUGGACGUCAGGAAUUGGGAGGCAGCUAUUUCGGCGUUGACCUUUUAGUCGUAGGAUGUGAGUAGAGCUGUAGGGAUUGGCGACGAAUUUAUUCGGGGUGACGCGUGGCCAUGGCCAGCAGCACAUCCAGUACUGCAACGGCUGAAUCGCUGGGGAACGCUUCUCAGCAUGUGGAGGAGCAACUGGAGGCUGGCCGACGAUAUUUAGACUUGAGUGACUUGUUGCAGAUCACCAGUAACUCCAAAACCAAUUUCAGCGGAGCCACCGACAAUGACUAUCCGGUGGCGUCCAAUCCCAACCUUGAUCUCGCCUCACUCCCAUUCGUGGGCCCUGUGAAGCGUGUUCCAUUGCCACAGGAACUGGUUGACCAAUUCAAUCACAUGCAAUGCAGCUGCUUGAUGGGCCUCUUCACGGACAUUGGCCGUGCUUUCUUGACGAUCGACAGCACCAUCUUUGUCUGGAACUACAGCGACGGGAGUGACUUGGCGUAUUUUGAUGGCCUGAGUGAAGUCAUCCUGUGUGUGGCAUUAGUCAAGCCGAAGCCAGGUCUGUUUCAAGCACACAUCAAGUACUUACUGGUGCUGACCACGCCGCAGCAGAUUGUGCUGCUUGGCGUCUGCCUAAACGAGGCCAAUGGGCUGGCGUGCGGUGAGAUGCACCUGCAGCCUCAGCCACUCUUUGCCGUCUCCUCGGACAACGUGCAGCACUUGGCUGUUGCCGGUACGCCGUCCGGGCGCAUACUUCUCGCCGGCAAGGACGGCUGCCUGUACGAGGUUGUAUACCAGGCCCAAGACAGCUGGUUUCAGCGCAAGUGUAGGCUUGUCAAUCACUCAACGAGUGCACUGUCUUACCUACUGCCUUCUUUCCUGUCAUUCAACUCGGAGGAUGCUCUGGUUCAGCUGACCGUGGACCCGACACGGAACAUUCUCUACAGUCGGUCCGAGAAGGGCACCGUCCGCGUCUUCGACCUCGGCGCAGACGGCAGCGAAUGCACCUGCGUGGCGUCAAUGCCAGUGGAGCGGAUUGUCGAGCUCGCAUCCAUGUAUUCCCGGGAGCUGGAUAAGAGUAUAUUCAAACAGCUGGUGCGUAUUUCACCUAUCGAGUCGUCAGAAUCAUCCACCUUGCAUCUGAUGGCAAUUUCCUCGUGUGGAGUUCGCUUCUAUUUCACCACCACUGAGAAUGGUAAAGUUGGCCGGCCGACUUUGCUAAGUCUCGUUCAUGUCCGCCUGCCACCGGGCUAUGGAGGUUCGAUGCUGUCGUCUCGGCCAACCAACGUGCAUGCCAGCUGCCACAGAGAAGGCUCUUUCCUGUUCUGUUCGCCACUGCGAGAGGACAUUGACAUGCUGUGGCUGAUGGAUGCCGACAGCUUUCCGUUUUGCCCGACCCUGGCUGAGAUGCAGCAUGGUAUUGAAGUUUCUGGUCGCACCUGGGCUCUGGAGAGUGUCCCGGAUGAGACCAGUGGCCAGCUGCUGGGUGCUGGGCUGCGCAGCGAGCCACCGCUCAUUCUCUCGCAACACGUCAAACCUGCACCGACCUUUGUCCUGCUCACCGCACAGGGAACAUCUAUCGUCACUAAGCUACGGCCUGUUGAUCAAUUGGAGCAGUUGCUUGUUGAUAGUGCUGGCUCUGACACAUCUGCCCUGCGCUCGUUCUUCAGACUCUAUCAGGCUCACGAAUCCUGUGCCAUGUGUCUGAUCUUGAUUUGCACAGCCAAACCUCAGGUCCGUGCACUCGCCGAGCAAGCCUAUCUCCGCUACGGUGGCGAGCCGCACUAUCACGUUCCGCCGGCACCGAUACCCGGCGGGACAGCCGUGCCAUCGCCACUGCAUGCGUCUACUCCGCUUAAUUUCCGAGGCCCGGCCACCGCUGCGACGACCGCCGGAGCGGCAGCCGCAAGCCCCUGGCUACCGUCCACCAUCGGCGGCAUGGUGAGUACACCACCGGCCGUGCCUAACCUGGGCCAGUCGCCCGUGAUUGGAUCCGCUAUUCCUGUGCGCGGGGCAGCGGCUGCCUCGGCGCCCGUGUCCAGCGUUCUGGGCCGGCCCGUCUCGGGGCCCGAGGUGGUGUUCAGCAAUCGACUGCGUGGCCUGGUUAUCUACUUUUCUCGUCUUAUCGGGCCGCUCUGGGAUAGCCUUCUUGUACAUUCGGCUGAGUCGGUACCGGGCACAGCCAUUCCCAUCAAGUAUUGCAGCACUAUGGGUAUGGAUGAAAUCAACUGGAUGGCACAGCACGUACAGCGUCUGACGGACUUCCUGGACGGAAACGCAAUGCUUGCAUCGACCUUGAAGAUGACAGACUCGAGCAUUUCCAGUCAUGGCACACCCACUGAUCAUAACGUGCACCAGAAGAUGCUGCGAUUCAUGCGCCCGGGUACCACUGCGGUGGCCAGCACGGGUUCUCCUGCCGCCCAGCAGCAGUUGCAGCAGAAACAGCAAGCGGAAGCCACGGCAGCUGAGCAGAAUGCCCUCCGCGACCUCAGUACAUUGUUUCACCGUACGACGGAGGUCCUGUGUCUGUGGAGGAUUCUAUGUGAGAAUGACAUCUCGUCCAUCGCCGCUGGUCUCUCACUGAACCACCAAGAUCUGCUCAAACAGAUGAAGUUCUCUCAUCUCAUCGUGCAAGGACAAGCGAUAUGCUCAGCCUUGAUUGCUCAGCUCACCAAGCGCUUCCUGUCCGAUCAUGCGGCGUCGGAAGCGAUGAGUGCCCGUCUGCGUCAGCUGUGUCCCUCUCUGUACAGUGCCGACGAUGCCAUCAUCACGCAGGCUGCGGAAGCUCUGGCAGUGGCGAAGACCAAGUCUGAUAAGGAGGAGAGGCAGCGACUCUUAGAAGACUCCCUUAAGUUGUACAGCAAGGUGACCCAUCACUUACCUCUGUCAGUCGUCUGUAGCCAAUACACGGAAGCACAUUUUUUCUCCGGCCUGGUUGACCUAUGCCUGGCUUGUGCCAAGAAGCGUGAUCCACAGUCGCUGGCACUGCAUCACUUCAGACAGCAGCAGCCCUGGGAUGACACGGCCGGUAUUGCCGCCUACAACGCAAGGCGUGAGUGCUACGACAGUGCAGUGAAGUGCCUAGAUGACCUGUACAAUCGCACUCAGACUGCCACCGUACCGACAGGCUCAUCGCCGCUCAAGGUCGCCGACACGGCCAUCCGCACCGCUGUUCAGCACUAUGAGGAAACGUUGAGCCGAGUGCUGGCAUCAAGUGACGAGCUGAUGCACAUCCUGACGUACGACUGGCUGAUCAAGACCGGACAAUCGGCUCAGCUGCUGCAGGUCACCUCGCCGUAUCUCGACACCUAUCUUACGCAGGCAGCGGAGAAAGAGCCCGCUGAUGCCGCGCUCGGUCUGCUGUGGAAGUAUUACGAGCGCACACAGAACUUUGCUGCCGCAGCACAGGUGCUAGGCCAGCUUGCCGAAAGACGCCCCGGCUCCCAGACUCUGCAGCAACGUGUUGAGUACUUAUCGCGUGCAGUAAUGUGUGCAAAGAGUUGUAAUCUGUUGACAACGACAACUCCAUCCGGCCAGACCUUACACGAUCUCGAAGAGAAGCUGGAGGUUGCCAGGAUACAGCUUCAAGUCCAGUCGGCCUUGGUGCUGCUCCGGCCUUCACUGAAUGGUGACAAAGCAGUGAAGGCUGAAAAAGCAUUGGACGAACUCAACAGAGAGCUGAUGGACAUUAGCAAGCUGUACGGUGACUACGCCGAUCAGUUUGAUCUGUCCGAGUGCAAGCUGGCCAUUGUGCAUUGCGCCGGCCACCACGAUCCAGCGCUGGUCGAGGCGCUCUGGCGAGAAAUCGUCGACCAAGAACUGGAGCAAUCUGCGUCAGCGUCUGCAGAUGCCCGUGCCCAGUCGCUGUCUAACAAGCUUGUUUCCCUUGGCCAGCUCUACUGUCAGUCACAGCGCUACUUCCCAGUCGCGUUCCUGGUGCGUCACCUGGAGGAGCUGACAGCUCGCCUGCGCCUACCCCUCGGCUGGGUAGCCACUGCUUUCCAGCAGGUUGGCAUCACCGCCAGUGUACUGCUGAAUGUCUACGAGAGACUGUUCAAGGCCAAGGACCCAUGCUGGCAGUCAGCGGGCAGACCUCUACAUGUACUCAAUGCUAUUCACAUGCUGCUGGCCUCACCGCACCUCUUUGCCAAUCUCCUACCUACUGAGAGGGCGUCAUUGCGCUUGAACUGCCUGCAAACAGUGACCGGCUAUCUAGUGGAGCUUCAGUCUAUGAUCAGUCAGGACAGUGAGCUGGCUCGCACAGUCGCUGACUUCAAAAAGCUGCAGGCCAAGUUCCAGGCUUGAUUCUCCCUCCCCCGCUGUUUGUGUAUGCGUGCGCGUGUGUGUGUGUGCGUGUGUGCGUGUGUGUGCCUGUGAUUUUUGCGGUCUGACCUAGCGGCGUUUUUUAUUUUCCUUAAGCUUUCUGUACCAUGGCGUAUCUGUUACGCUUCGUGUGCACUACUACAUUCACGCGAUCUGUUUCAGGACUACAUCAGGUCUCUGAUGCUAGCCUUCCUUUGCGCUUAUCUCCUGUCCACCUUAUUAUUAGCUGCUCGGCUACAGUGCGUUGGUUGUCUGUUGACUAUGACUGUGUUUGUCCAGUUUUAUCAUGUUCUCUAAGAUUCUCUACGCUUUCUAGUCCAGUGUCUUUUGAUCUUCCCGUCAGUUCUUGUCCGUAAGUCCGAGUAUGUGUGGAAGUGUUGAAGUACGUACUAGUA